AUUUUAUAAACUUGCUGUCCAAAAUCUAAUCCAUUUUUUGAUCUUGGUAAAUGCCAUGAGACAAAUGUUAAUGAUCAAAUCAAGGCAAAAAUUCAGUGUUUAUUAAUAGAAAUGCAGCGUAUCCUGUUUAUGAGACACCAGUAAGCGGAAUUAAACGGAAAGAAACUAAAACAUCUAUAAAUCGUACUUGAAAAAAUAGUAUAUGCAAAAAGUGACCAUUUUUAAAAGUCUUGAAAUAACAAAGUGAAACAUGAGUGAGCAUGAGGAUUUAGAGGACGGAGAAAUCGAAGACGGAGAGAUCGAAGAUGACGAGGAAGACGUUGCAGUUCAGCCGACUGCACAGCCCGAAACAGCCUUGACUGAACCAGUGGGCGUCGCUCAGCAGCAGCCACUAGAAGACUGGGAUGACGAUGGUAAACUACACGAUAAGAGCGAUAAGGUUGAAGGAGUAAAGAAGAUGCUGGAAGCGACAACCCGAAUGAUUGAUGAAGUAGCUCCACCUAAAAGCUUGAAGCGCAACAAACCGGCGCCUGUAGUUGAUGAUUGGGCGACCAGCGUAGAAAAUGCCAUAGCAAGUGCACUAAAAAAAGACGGCGUACAACCUCCUAUGCCAUCUAUCGCCAAUCGUUUUGACGACAAUGAAGGUGAAUCUCCAGCAAAACGUAAAAGAAGGGAUAAACAUAAGAAAAAAAAUAAUCCAGACAAAGUUGAAGAAAUAGAAGAAAUCGACCUUGAAUACGAAAUGAUGAAUGUUCGAGGAGGUAGCCCGAGGCCUACGCAUACCGCCGUUGGAGACAACAAUCCAGAACGAAGUGAUUCGGAUGGCAGUUACAGCACGGACGAGUCACGUGAUCGGGAACGUGGACGAGAUCGAGACCGAGAGCGACGUGAUCGGGAUCGAGAACGUGAUCGCGAAUACAAUAGACGAAAGCGUAAAAAUCGUCAGCGGAAUAGAGCCAAUCGAGAUAAUCGAAAACGAAAGAGGGAUGAUUCGGACGACGAAAAGCAUCACAAUCGGAGCAGUGGCCCCCGCAAGAUGGAAUUGUGCAAGUUCUACCUUAUGGACUGCUGUGCCAAACGAGAAAAGUGCUUGUACAUGCAUUCGGAUUUCCCCUGCAAAUAUUACUAUCUAGGCCUCAAGUGCAAAGAUAAAGAAAAAUGUCUAUUUAGUCACGGUGAGCCUUUAACAGAAGAAUUAAGGGCAAUCUUGCUGAAGCAUUUGGAAACAGCACCACAAGAAAUCCUUGGAGACUUCCCGCGAAUUAAUAGAGACAGCGCAAUCACCAUGGUUAAUGCAACUCAUCGAAAAUUACUGGAUAAAUACGGAAUGGCUGACAAGGCGAAUAAUGGAGAAGAUGGAACAACAAAAAUACCUUCCUUGCUAGAGAUGAUUGGUAUGAACGAUCGUGCGAAUGCAGGACAACACAAAAACCGUAAAUCUAGAUGGUGUGAAAAAGCAUCUGCGUUAGCAUCCUCAGGAAGUGGACAAGCUAUAGCAAAUGAAGAUUUUCUAAGUUUGAAAUAUUUAACAGGGGUUAUUUCGCAGGACCAGAUUGUUAAUCUGGAACAGAUGGGUAUUCAGACUCUGGACCAAAUAAAUCAAUUAACUGUAGCGCAGUUAAAUGAGCUUGGUUUAAGCAUUAACCAAAUCCAUGAGCUACAAUUAAACUCUCUUAAUAUGAAAAAAUUAAGAGAUAAUAUUACAAAGCAUGGAACUAAAACAGACGAGGCAGACCUUCCUGAAUCUGCCUCUGUGUCGUCGCUAACGCUUGGUAAAGAUCUAGAUAUGCGAAUAACACCCUCGCAUACAUCUUUGCCAGAGGAAUCAACCGAUAUUCACACACUAGGUGGAAAAGAUGUUGACAUGAGAUUUCUUCCGCUUGUCAAUACAGCUGCGCAGGAAGCAACUGAUGUAGACAAUUCCAACAGCCAAGAAGACAACCUAGAGCUCGUUUCCAAAUCCCUCAAUAGUUUGAUAAAGACGCCGACCGUAGACUACUCCCAAUACCUCAAAGAUUCCAAUCUAAAUGACGAUGACGAUAUGGAUAAUACAGAAAAUGCAGAUAAACUUUUAAUUGCUCAUGAAGACGAUGACGAUGACGAUGAUGAGAACAAUUUAAAAAUCAGCAUUGACGAUGAAGAACAAGAAGAAAAAAUCCCGAAUAUUAGUAGAAACUGGGACAACGAAGAAGAGCAACGUCCAAUGUAUCCUCAACCGGCAAAAUAUGAUGACAAAUCGGUCAGUCGUGCGACAAUUCAAAAAAUUGAUUACACUAAACCUUUUGGUAUGUACAAGUCAACGGACGAUGAGCCAGAAAAGACAAAUAACUCAAGUCAUUUAGAACGUUUUGAGAAUGAGACUGAAACGACAAAGAAGAAAAAUGACCCAAUAAUGCGGAGAUCAAUAUACGCUACGGGCAGUAGCAUCAUGACUGAUACUGGAGCAAAUUCUCCAUCAUCAUAUAAGCAAUCAGAUGUCGGCGUAAGCAGGUCACCCAUAAUAUCGGGGUGGACCCCAAAUAGUAGUGGCUCUACAGCUUCUACAUCUUCAAAAACUGUCCUUCAACACCAGUCUGUAAAAACAUCCCGACCAUCCAUCUACGACGACCCAGGCAAUAGUGACAACAGUGAUGGCAGUGAUUCGGAAUCGAAAACUUCAUCCAUGUAUGCUGACAGAGACAAAGAUAUGAGACUGAAUCUCCUUAACUUGGACGCCAAACCCGGCGAGGAUGGUAACUUGCUCAGUGAUGUGGAUCUACGAUUACCUUUCAAACCAAUCAUGACUAACUACAUCCCUGCAACUGAAAUUGAUGGGUCAAUUACUUCGCAUGCGCCAAUCGUUUACAAGGUUAGCGAGGUGGAUAUACCUAGCCCCAAUUACAAAGAUAUACGACGGAAUACACCCCGCCCGGAGCGAACCAAAGAUCCGCGGUUGCGAAGAAUAUUUGGCAUAUUUACAGAUGACGAAGCGGAAAAUUCUUCCAAGUGCGAUCCAUUCUUGCCAAGCAUACGAUCUCCACCGUCAGCGUCAUCUCGGACGCCGAUGUCGCCAACAGGCCCGAUAGUACCACGUGUAGAUCCACGGACCAAACGUAAUCAGGAGAACAAAACCCAAACACCAACCAAUGCACCCGGUCGACCAGCGAACUCUACGCAUUUAGAUGUACAAACUAUUUUGCAGCGAUCUGCCUGGUAUACGGAUCUCAGCUCAAAACAUAAGAUCAUGGUCAAUCAACAAUUGGCAAUCCUUACAACGGACAUGAAAAAAUACCAUAGUUCAGACAAAUCCACCGAAAAUCUGGCUGACUUUAUGCAGGUUUUAGCAGGAAAUCAAAUGCUGCAAUUCAUUUUAACCAAUCUAAAUGUCUAUGUCGAUGAUACGGUUGCAUUUUGCGAAGUACCGUUGGUUCCUCCAACGCAACCUCCACCACUAAUGUCCGUUCCUCCUCCAAGCAUUGCAAUGCCGCAGAUUGGGAUGUUGUCACAUGUAGGAUUACCACCUCCAAACGCGAAACCACCAUCGUUGUUCGAUCUUCCGCGGUUUAAUUGCCCGCCAGAAGUUCGACCCGGUUUACUUGGUGUAGUACCAAACAUGCCAUUCGAACAAUUUUUAGCAAUGGGACAAGUUAAUAAAAACAAUACUCCUCCCCCUCUGUUGGAAGAAUGGAACGAUGACUACGACGAUGGGCUUGGAGGCCUUGGGGGAAGUGGAUUCACUCCAAAUUAUGAAAGAAACUUUGGAAACGUGCGUAACAAUCUCAUAAGAAGCAAUAAUAGGCCUCCAGGGAACUCCUUCAGGGGAAAUGAUCGAUGGAACAACUCUGGAGGAGGGGGAAGUGGGAAUAAUCCUCACCGCCGUAACAACAAUAACCGGCGCAUGGAUAAGAAAAAAUGAAAAUAUAAAAAGGAACAAUGGAUACAUGUAGCUGUCAUACAUAGUACAGACUCAGGCAUAAUCUUUGUUUGCGUUAGGAAUUCCCCUUUUGGUCUUCCCAAAGUAACCAUGCGUUAAUUUCUAUAUACUUCGAGGCUUGGAUUAGGCUAUCGAAUUGCUUCCAGUAUUUCAGAGCCCCCUGAAAGUUUUUGAUCGAGGAAUCCGUUCCUAUGUACAUAAUUCACAAGUGUUUGAAUUUUUAGCAAUCGAAAUAAAAGUUACUCGUUUCCUGAACGUGAUGAGGAUGUAUAUACACUUGUAGUAAUAUAGCUUCAUAAAAUAAUAUACGUGCCCCAAUGAGUUUGCUUAUUUGGUUUUAGCUUUGCCCGCUUCAGCCAUAUGUGAAUGUAGAAUCAUAUUUCUAGGCGUUAAUGUCGAAAAGGGAGAUUCAAGCUUUAGAAUAUUAUUCAAAAGUAUUUAGCACUAAUACCUAUGUAGUCGAGCUAGCGUAGAAGGAUUAUUGUAACAUUUAGUUUUAGCAAGGUAAACCAGAGAGAUUAUCCCAAUAAGCAAAGAAUAUUUCCAAAAU
Messenger RNA from Sabethes cyaneus, 4463 nucleotides. RefSeq names its product protein suppressor of sable-like. The coding region runs from base 251 to 3895 and encodes 1214 amino acids. Gene Ontology annotation, molecular function: RNA binding; metal ion binding. The transcript is spliced from 6 exons. Gene Ontology annotation, biological process: negative regulation of DNA-templated transcription. The record is from RefSeq and is a predicted model, not a curated record. Gene Ontology annotation, cellular component: nucleus. Lineage: Eukaryota; Metazoa; Arthropoda; Insecta; Diptera; Culicidae.